GGAAAAUUCUAUCAGCUGGGCUAGUGACUUUACCUUUUAUAAAUUUGCCUGGAUCUGAGCUAAUUGAAAUGAGAUAGUCGAUUUGGCUUAGCAGCCAUAGGCAAAGGACACUUGGAUAAUGCACAACGAUUAUUGUAGAGCGUGAACGGCAUAAAAACAAUUCAAAUAGUAAUUAAAUGAAACUUUUUUAAAAAGAAAAAUUUUAGAACGAAAUAAUGUCAAUUUUUGGCGAUGAAGGUGGAAUUGAGGAUUUGUUAAAUGACAAUAUACCUGGGGGAGAUGGAGAAGAAAACGACCAAUUAUUUGGAGAUGAUGAGGCCCAAGAAGCUGGUGAAGGCGUAGAAGGUGCAACACCAUCUGCGGAAGGAGCAGUGAAGGUGCAGCCCAAAAAGAGGGCUGUGCUUAAUCCAAGACCUCGCCUUACUGUGGAAACUCUUCGCGGCUCUAGAGGUAUACAUACAAUUGAGGAUUACUUCAAGGACAUAACAUUCAAAGGUAAGGGUAAUGAAAAGCAGGAUUUGGAUGAAGUUUUGAGAAGACUACAACAUUGGGGACAUCGCAUGUAUCCCACAUACAAAUUUGAUGAUAUUCUGGCAAAUAUUGAACGUUUGGGUAAGAAAAAGACGCUACAAGUACACAUGUCUCGAUAUAGGCUAGGAAUGCUUGAGAAAGCUCACGGUGAAAUGCAUGACGGUAUUGAAGAUGCAGAUGAGGAUGGGGCCGAAGGGGCAGCACCCGAUGAGCCUUUUGAUGAAUUCGAUGCAUUGCUAGAUGAACAAAUAGCCAUCUCAAAAAUUGCUCCACGUACUCCGGCUAGUAAUUCAUCGAAAUUUGGAGGUUCAAAUGCCAAUGCUUCUAUGGCCAGUACCUCUUCGUCUUUUGCUACUCCAUCGUUUUCCAGAGGGAAUGCAAUUAUUUCCACACCUUACUCAGGCAUACAUAAUUUGCAUGAUACAAGUGAUCUUGCCACACCAUUGCCUCCAAGCCAGCCAUCAACACCAAGUGCAAAGCAACAACUAACUGCUGAGCAAAUGGCCCGUAUUGCCGAAAAUAGACGAUUGGCUCAAGAGCGUCUAGCCGCAAAAAAGUUGGCAGCAGCAGCAGCUGCUCACCAACAUGUACAGGAGGAUCACCCAUCGACGGAAGAAUAAAAAUUACUUUUUUUAGCAUUUUAUUUGUUAAAAAAUAUCCUUUAGUGAUGUCCGUUUUAAAAGAAAUAAGAGCGCUUAGCUUUCAGAUUCAUUGUAAUUAAUAAAAAAGAUUUAUUGAAAAAAGAGUAAA
Molecule: messenger RNA, 1281 nt
Organism: Stomoxys calcitrans (stable fly)
Lineage: Eukaryota; Metazoa; Arthropoda; Insecta; Diptera; Muscidae
Product: protein TIPIN homolog
Exons: 2
Coding region: 216-1151 (311 amino acids)
Biological process (GO): DNA replication checkpoint signaling; replication fork processing; replication fork arrest
Cellular component (GO): nucleus; replication fork protection complex
Molecular function (GO): DNA binding
Source: RefSeq, a predicted model, not a curated record